GGAAAUUUAGGGAGUUAGCAGUCUAGUGUAAUAUUUAGAUAGAAGCCUGUGUAUUUAUAUAGGUGUUUGUGGACUGUGGUGUCUGUGGUUUCCACAGUAGUUAGUAUUAGUAUCAAACUAGUAGUCGAUUUGAGAAAAGACAAUCUACGUAAUAAUUUGUUGCAAUUGAAAGAACACGAAAAAUGGCGGAACAGAGUGAUAGGAGUCAAUUACCUCCCGGCUGGGAAUGCAGAUAUGAUAUUCGCAGUGGUCGCCCAUAUUUCAUAAAUCAUUUCAAUCGAACUACAACAUGGGAAGAUCCAAGAGUGAGAUAUUGGCAGUAUUCUCAGUAUAUACAGUCUCAGAAUUCAGUGGCACUGAGUUCGGCUACUACUACUACUUCUCAAGACAUUCCAAUGCAGACUGGAGGAAGCGGAAGUGGUGGGCACUUAAAUUAUACAGGUGCUCACAGAGUUCCACAAAUUUAUCCAACACCGUCCCCUUAUCAUAAUCCACAACUAGCAUUCUUACCUCCCAGUGCACAGGAGCUGAAAACGCCAAUGUCGUUGAAAUCCACCAGUAUGAUGACAACUCGAUUAGGUGACUUGACUUUAGGAUCUCCGACUCCAGUGAGAAAUACCGAGACAAGUUUUACUCAAAAUUCCGACUCUGAGUCACAAGUGGCGAAGAUCAACGCUGUAUUUCCGACAGUUUCGGAUACACAUAUUCGUCUUUUGUUAAAAAAAUACCAUAACAGGGCAGCUUUGGUCAUGAGCGCUCUCCAAGUGGAAAAGAAUCCUCUUUGUGCCCCAGGACCCUGUACACCUGUGGGAGUACAUUCAAAUUAUGCAAUUCCAAGAUGGCGUCUACCGGCUCAUUCUAUACAUGCAGCAUUAACAUUGAGUCCGCCUCGCGGAGUUCGACCAGCCCCUAACUCCCCAAAAAUGAAACUUAGGUACCUGAAAAAUGUAUUUCCAAAAGUGGACGAAACAAUAUUAUUGGAUGUGCUGGAACAGAGUGAUAAUAAUGUACAGAAGGCAUCUGAAAAAUUAAUUGAAUUAGGAUAUGAAAAACGGAAUCCUACCCUUCCUGCCAGAGCUUUAAAAAAGAGAGAAGAGGAAGAGGUGCAUGACGAGCAAACUGCACCUACUCCUCCUCCACGCAUAAAAAGUUUGGAAGAAAAGAAUAAGUUGAAAACACGUUUAAUGCAAAAAUAUAAGAAUUUACCAGAUCGAAUUGUGAUGCUUGCUAUGGAUAGUGUAGAUUAUGACGAAGAAAGAGCAAUACAUAUAUUAGAUAUAGUAAUGGCAGAAGAAGCUACUCGACCAUUAUGUACUUCCAGCAGCCAAAGUAGUAGAAGUGACGAACGGAAAGAUAGUCCACCAGUGACAGAAGCUAUAAAAUUAACUGCUUCUCCGAUUAAAAAGAUGAGUACAGAUGUGGAAACUGAGAAGUUGAAACGAUCCAAAAAUAAGACUGAAAUACCGAAAGUUUCACGUGGAACCAGUACUACAGAAGAUAAAGAAUAUAAAUCUCCAUAUUUAACAAAACCAGUAGGAUCAAACUCGGAUUUAGCAAAAGGAGCAAAUAACGAUCUACUAUUACCGGAUUAUGCGCCUUGGUCAGGACCGGACCCAAAUUUGCUGACUAAGCAAUCAUUUUCAAGAUCACUCGCAAUAGGCCAUGAUGCAAGUUUGGUCUCUACUAAUCAUUGUCUUGCUAAAGGUUCUCAAUCCGAAUUACGAAAAGGACCGUUAAGGGGAUUGGCCCAAGGCUCCAUUUAUUCGCAAAGAAAUGUAGCCAAUAUAGAGAGUCGUGGUAAAUGAAAUAUGUGCAAUUGUUUUUUUCUUGAUAUUUUUGCAUUUAUUAAAUAAUUAGAUAUUAACUUAUAAUUUUUA
This is a messenger RNA of Acromyrmex echinatior (Panamanian leafcutter ant), 1877 nucleotides long. RefSeq names its product BAG family molecular chaperone regulator 3. Gene Ontology annotation, cellular component: cytoplasm. The record is from RefSeq and is a predicted model, not a curated record. Gene Ontology annotation, biological process: negative regulation of organ growth; cell migration; regulation of DNA-templated transcription. NCBI's taxonomy places the organism in Eukaryota, Metazoa, Arthropoda, Insecta, Hymenoptera, Formicidae. Gene Ontology annotation, molecular function: kinase binding; ubiquitin binding; molecular adaptor activity.